AUGUUGAAGCCUUUCCAAAUCAGAGAUCUCCACCGGUCCUCACCAUCGUCAUCUCCAAAUGAGGCCGCAGAUCUAGACCGCCCCCUGUCUCCAACGAGACGCCGGGGUAUCGUGCAGCUGUCGGCGUCUCAAUAUGAUAAUCUAUCUUCCAGCCAUCCGCGAGCCCGCUUGACGUAUCUUGACGAAGAUGAUGGGGAGCUUAUCACGGUCGGUUCUUCUCUUGAGCUCUCACAGCGACUUGAGGAACCCGUUGAUGCAGAACUCGAUCCUAUCACAGCCGCCCAACCGGCCCUCGAACCUAUGCAUAUUUUUGACAUUCGACGGUCAAACUCAGUCACGGAGCUGUGGAAGAAAUUCGAAUGCAAGCAGGAAACACGGGAGACAAAGGAUAUGAAUGAUGCGACAACCGAGUCCACACCUGCAGAACCCUCCGCAUCAACCACCCACCAGACAGCAGAAGGCUCAGAUUCUCCACAGAGAGAUGCUCACGCAGCUGAUAUCGAGGAGUCCGAAUCGCUCCUGGCUGCAUUCGAGGCUGAGAUGGCCAAGUUUCUCAGUGCUUCUCGGCCUGCAACUGGUCCUACACCCCCCGCAGAAUCCUCCUCCUCCUCGUCGCAGUCAAACUCAGAGUCAAGAUCGGCCAGGCCUCAGAAUGCAGCCGAAGCAUUUACUCACGCAAUGCAUAGUUUGAUUGACGGGGCUGAGUUGCUCAGCUCUGGGUUAAUGUCAAGAUUGCCUGAGAUUGAGAGACAACUGCAAAACGUUCAGAGGGCCAUACCUGAAAAUGUUGGGGCCUCCGUGCAGGGAGCUCUUGCAGCCGUAGAAGCGCAGCUCAGACAAGUGACUAAUUCCCCAAAUAACUCUCCAGCAGUGACUGCACAGGCGGCCCACAUAUUAGAGGGCGAGCUUCCCACGGCCACGAGCACAGUGGAAAGCCUGCGCUCCAUGGCGUCCGAACUUGGCAACGUUGGCCAUACAUUGUUUGAGGCAUUCGAGACAGAGCUUGGCUGCAAUCGGACCAGGCCACAUGAGCAAUCUUCUGCUACAUCCACAGAGCACCGGAGCUCGGAUGAUCUGGUAUCAGACAGGAAUCCCGAAUUCACGCAAGCCCGUAGCACGGAGACCAGUCUUGAAACAACAGACUCAACUAAGGGCCUCGAAACAGAGAAAUCAACUACGAAAGAGGAAAACGAGGCAAAGGAUGCCGGGUUGCAGGAAAGUGCGGCUCAGUCUAGGAUGUCUAGCAAUUUCGACUCCAGUGAUCCGAUCUCAGAGCCGUCUCGUCGUCAGACUCAACCCAUCCGCUUCCCCAAUGUCCAGCCUCCUAUGCAGCCCAUGCAUCAUUCCCGACGCCGCCCUCACCCUUACCCACCUCCGGCUCCUUAUUCUCAUCACCAUCCACGCGCACCUCCCUUUCCUCCUUUUUUCCAUCAUCCGCCACCUCCGCACUGGCAAUUACCUCCAGGAGUCCCUCCAUCAUGGCCAUUCUCAACACUACCGGACCUCCGCAAUGGCUACCCCUCUGCACCCCCUCCACCACCACCACCACCUCACUUUCAUUUGAACCAUCAUCCUUUAGACUUGCGGUCACACUUACAUCGAGGAAGACACCAAGGCCGAUACCCAGUCGGGCCCACGAACUUCUCGGAUGUGCCGGCUGACAAUGAUAUGGGCUCCACGGAUGUCCCUCCCGCCGCUUGUCAACCGCGUGGAGUGCGACCCUCCGAAGAGGGUACCGCAUUGUUCAUUGGUAAUGUAGGCUUUGACGUCAGUGAAAAGAUGAUUACCGACGUUUUUGCCUCCAAAGGAUUUUUGGUUGACGUCCACCUCCCCCAAGAAUCUGAAACUGGGAAACAUGCUGGAUUUGGAUACCUACAGUUCCCAACAGUACAUGCAGCAAAGGCAGCUUUGGAUGCUCUACAGGGAGAACAUAUUGACGGACAUGCCAUCAACCUGGAGUUCAGUGACCAUUCGCCCAUUCUCGGGUUACGACCACAGAAAUCUCAGUCGCAACCUGAAUCAAAUCAGCCAGUGGCCAGUGCUACUUCCCCUACAAAACGGCCAUCAGAGCUUCAGGGUUCCGUGGCGUCACCUGCGAGGCACAGUGUCGACGAGGCUUCCGCGAAGCGCGCGGUGCCCCUGACGGUGGCGGACCUGUGCUCCAGCGAUAAUCGCAAGCGAGGCGAUGUGGUGUCCUCCCUGAAUGGCCUGGAAAUCUCAUCAGAUGAUGAUGCUGAUCAGCUCAACAUCCUUUAUCCAUCACUCCUCCCUGAGGGUUCUCCGCAGUCAUCAAGGUCGAACAGCAUCCCAUCAACUUUGUCAGAUUUGACUGCAGAGGUCGAGCAGCGUCGCUUCCCACCGAUUUCGCAGCUAGAAGCGCAGUUCCGUGCUAUGCAAUGUCAUCAGACCGCGCCGGCUCAGAGUAAAACCCCAGACGACGGCCCCAAAAGUCUGGAUGCUGGAUUAACAUCUUCAUCGUCGUCGUCGACCAUUCCGGGUACAUUUCCGAAAACCAGCGGCGAUGCUGCUAAGCCGGUAGAGAUCCCUUCCUCAAGUCACCAUGUGCCAGACGAGCUUGAGAGUCAGGUUGGGCCUCGUCGCCAUAGUCGACGCUCGAGAUCUAUGAAGCAUCCUCACUCAUCCUGGAAGGGUCAUGGUGUAGGUUCUGGCCAAGUAGAGCCCGGGCCGUCUCACAAUUCCUUUGGCCGCCCAAGGCCAGGCUUUAGUCACCGUGCUAGACAUCACCGAGAGCCCGAAGGCUCCUCUAGCCAGCCACAGCUGACUCCAACCAUGCGGCAAACCAGCAUUGAUGCAUGCGUGGCUACACUGGUUGAUUUGGGUUAUGGUGGUGCAAGCGAUGGCGGUCUGCAGCGUAUCGCAGUGUAUGCUGCAGCUGCAGAUGCUAAUGUGCUUGACGCUAUUGACAUGAUCGAAGAGGAACGGAAAGCCUAUGAGCAGCAGGGAUCCUCCAUGUGA
Aspergillus fijiensis CBS 313.89 is the source of this 2976-nucleotide messenger RNA. RefSeq lists its product as uncharacterized. The coding region runs from base 1 to 2976 and encodes 991 amino acids. The transcript is spliced from 2 exons. The record is from RefSeq and is a predicted model, not a curated record. Gene Ontology annotation, cellular component: nucleus. Lineage: Eukaryota; Fungi; Ascomycota; Eurotiomycetes; Eurotiales; Aspergillaceae. Gene Ontology annotation, biological process: mRNA processing. Gene Ontology annotation, molecular function: RNA binding.